Molecule: messenger RNA, 546 nt
Organism: Neurospora tetrasperma FGSC 2508
Lineage: Eukaryota; Fungi; Ascomycota; Sordariomycetes; Sordariales; Sordariaceae
Exons: 4
Coding region: 1-546 (181 amino acids)
Source: RefSeq, a predicted model, not a curated record
AUGUCUCGAAGUGAGACCUCCGAGACCUUCGAUACCAUUGGUGUCACUUCCAGAGCGCAGUGGUGGGGGACUGGAAGCGAGGCAAAACACGGACGGGAGGGGAGGGAGGGAGGGAAACCAUCCACACCACCACCACCACCACCGGAUGUUGAGCCAUUUGCGGUUUUUUGGGACUUUCUCACCUCUGUCAAGCAGGUAACUUUCGAGUCGCAUUACGUCAAUAGCCAACGGUUAGGUUACCUCUCAUCCCUCCCAGACUUCGGAGCCUCAGCUCAUGGCCAUGCAAAUCAUCUCGAUCACCUAAGUAGAAUGUCGCACGGUACCUUUCUGGUAGGUACCCGGAGCUUCUUGGCGGACCUGUCGGCAGUUGCAACGGAAUGGUCAACGGUUACGGUUUGCUGCAGCCGUUGCCCGUUGGACAAGCUCUCAAAAUACAUAGUCGCCUCGCUUUUGGUUCAAUACCAACUACGGCAAGUGAUCAGCGACAUUUACAGUAACAAGAUUAUGCCGACUUGCACAGACACAGUCAGUGAUAUGUGUUGGUGA